AGUAAAUAAAAAUAUAUCGCAAUUGCAUAUCGAUCAACCUAAGAGACGGCGGGAAAAACGUAAGAUCCCACCGCCCUCUUGAGGCGGAGCAAAUCAGUAGGUGGUAUCAUCAAAUUGAUAGGAUACGGCCGUCUAAAACCCACAUACCAAACCGAACUCCAACCCCACUACUACAUAUGGCUCUAGACUGUGUCCGUCAGAGUCCAUGACAUUAACAUUGCCUCAAGACGAGAACCUGCGCGGCGCUAUCCUCGCUUACGUCUCCCUCGGCCUAUUACCUAUACCCACGUCCGCGAGAAUUAUUACCUCGGUAGCCGCCCCGGUCGCCAUACGAUCGACGAUCGUGAUGGUCGUGAGCUGCCGGCGGCCGAGCAAACUGUCCGUUGUAACCGCCUUGCGGCGGCGGAGCGUAUCCUCCUCUUCCUCCUCUCCAGUUUCCUCCGUGGCUUCCUCCAUGGUUCCCUCCGUAAUUGCCCCCGUUACUGCCGCCGUACGGGUUCCCGAAGCCGUCCCGCCCGCCGCCGGCGUACGCUGGAGGUGGCGGUGGCGGAUACCCGUUCCCGAACCCGGGAAAUCCCGGUGGCGGCGGUAUCCAUCCCGGAGGUGGAGCUUGGGGAGGCGCCGAGUACGAAUUAUAACCGUUUUGAUGCGGCGGCCGGCCUGACCUAUCUCGCCAAGAAUCCGGCCCGUAGUUGAUCCUCUCCCUUCGGUUUCCGUCGAAACUCUGGCGACCUAGAGGCGCGCCUCCGUGGCUUCGUCCUGAGUUUCUCAUCUUCCCCUUCAAUUCUUCUAUGUCGCUGCGAUUG
This is a messenger RNA of Durotheca rogersii, 806 nucleotides long. RefSeq lists its product as uncharacterized. The transcript is spliced from 2 exons. Bases 206 to 664 code for a protein of 152 amino acids. Lineage: Eukaryota; Fungi; Ascomycota; Sordariomycetes; Xylariales; Xylariaceae. The record is from RefSeq and is a predicted model, not a curated record.